AGCCACUUGCUGCGAACGUGUCGUGCUUAGAACGACAUUUUAGACUCUUUUUUUUUUCUAUUGCGAAAUUAUCCGGAUUUUUUUAUUUAAUUUUAAUCAGAAGACAGAAAGAUAAAACUAUGUCGACUACAGCGGUUUUACCGACAUUCGUCGGCUGGAACGAUCUUCUCUUACAGCAAGCCAUAUUUGUACCUGCUCCGCAACGACCUCGUCAAAAAGAGGACAGACAGAACGAUAGGUACAAGACGGAACUAUGUCGGCCAUUUGAGGAGUCGGGUCAUUGCAAGUACGGUGCCAAAUGUCAGUUCGCCCACGGUAAAGGAGAAUUACGAGCUACCCAAAGGCACCCGAAAUAUAAAACGGAACUAUGUAGAACCUUUCAUUCCUCUGGUUUAUGCCCAUACGGUAGAAGAUGCCAUUUUGUUCAUGGUGAGGCUCCUCCAAGUAAAAAACAGGAACAACAACAACAACAGAAAGAUCUCCUAUAUUUUCGCUCCUUCCAUUUGCCCCUAACAAGGAAUGACUCGAUAGGAAGUUGUGGCUCAGCUAGUUUAUCAACUAGCCCAUCCGCUUCACCCUCUUUACCGGCUAAUGAUGAUGUCUUUCCAAAUACGACAAAAUUUCAAUUUCCUAAUGCUCUGGAUGCGCUCCCAGCUCAGAUAAGACAAGUUUUGGACGAAGAUUGUUGUUCGAGCCCACUGGACGUCAGUAAGUCGUUACCGACGCUACCGUUUUUCUCGAAUUUACACGAAUCUUAA
Dimorphilus gyrociliatus is the source of this 758-nucleotide messenger RNA. The record is from the annotation of a GenBank genome assembly. NCBI's taxonomy places the organism in Eukaryota, Metazoa, Annelida, Polychaeta, Dinophilidae.